Messenger RNA from Cyprinus carpio (common carp), 1787 nucleotides. RefSeq lists its product as uncharacterized. The record is from RefSeq and is a predicted model, not a curated record. Bases 843 to 1787 code for a protein of 314 amino acids. NCBI's taxonomy places the organism in Eukaryota, Metazoa, Chordata, Actinopteri, Cypriniformes, Cyprinidae. The transcript is spliced from 16 exons.
UUUAGCAGCAUGCGGAGCACCACUUUGGUGCAGGCCAUGAUCAACCUGACGCUCGCUGAGCUUGCUGCGCCAUUCAAGCAGAAUUCCAGCCAACAGCCGGUCACUUUUGACCCCAUGAAUGUUAACGACUGGUUCACGCAUGUGGUUUCUCCCAUACUCCGGCGAUUCCUUCCUCCCGGCCAGAUAGAAAUCCACCCCAACCUCACGGCUGUCUUCCAUAACCAGUUCUACAUUGAGACGGGGAUGGGAACUGGAGCCCAGAAUGAAAGUCAGGACAUCUGCAGCGUCUUUAUUGAUAAUAGAACUUGUGGGCUGACGGACCUGGUGGAAAAUGUGGCCACUGUCCUGCACUGCGCAGCACGCUCAAACCUCACGCUCAACGAGGAGACGCUCUCAAGUGUCCUCCUGCAUCUCUCCCAGAACCUUAACGCUCUACUGCAGCAGCUCUCUAUGACCAACUUCAGUUCCCAGAUUUCCCCCUUCAGUGACAUCCUGGACCAAAUGGUUCAUGACACCUUCACAAUGAGCAACUUGCAGGAGAGUCGUUUGUGAGAUUAUGGUUCCAGAUCAAGUUAAAGCCUCUUCUCUCCACACUGACUCCAGAAUAUCUCACUUGCCUCAGUCACAAAGAGUUCAGCUGCCAGACCUUCCAGAUACUUGUUUCAGAACUCAGUGAUAACACGCUCCUGGUGUCAGAAGAAGGUGUGCAGGAUGUUUAUCAGUAUUUCAUUAGACCCUUCCUGAGCCGACAAAAUGUUUCAGGUGGCUGCCCUGCAGAGAACAGCAGCAUCUGGAUUACUCUGAAUUUUGGUGGAUUUUCACAGUUUGCCACAUUGAGGGAAAUGUACCAGCUGAACCAAGACUUCAACGCUAUUGAUGCACUGGUGGUUCUCUCCCCCAGACAGACAGCUGAACUCAUAGUUGAGGAUUUUGCAGGUCUGCCAGAGAAAAGUGUUAUCAUAAACAUAGUUUUUGAUCAUAUCCUUGCUUCUCCUGAAGACCGUGGACUGCUUGAGAUGCUUGGAUAUCUCAUCAUGCUCGCUGGCCAGAUGGGUUUGGAGUGCUCAUCAUACCAGCAGAUGGUUCAGAGGCUGCAGGAGUCUGUGGUUCCUCCACACAUGAUGGAAACCAUCAAGAACUACACAAGUCAUCUGGAACAGAUGGCACCUCCUGGCUGUUUUCCUUCACCUGUUACGUGUAUUUCAACAUCAGUCAAUGAAACCUCAAUUUGUAAUGGAAUCAGCAGUAACGAGACUCUCCUGUCCGCUGGACUCGUGAGCGCCCCAUGUAGUGCGGACCUGCAGCAGUACGCUUGCUCUUCGCUCACAGGCUUCACUGCUGGAAACCUGGCUGGACUCCUGAAGUGUCAACUAUCCAGCAGCAGAAGUUACUCCAAGGAGAUCUGGAAACUGCUUUUCACCAAAGCAAAUGAUGUUCUGGACGGAGCCCUCGUCAUCUUCUCCAGCGCAGCAGCAAAUAUGUCUCAGCCAAUCAGAGGUGAUGUCGUGUCCCAAGUGCUGGAUGUGAUUGGAGAGCUGAGACUGGAGCGCAUCAGUCCUGACCAAUGGCGAGACCUCCCUUUCAUCAGCAUGUUGUUGGGUCAAUAUCUGAAGCCGUUUUUACCGUUUGCGUCAUCGUCCCUACUGCUGUGCACUAGCAGCAAAAACCUCAGCUGCCAAACUUACCAGCACAUUCUGUCAGAGGUCACACUCGUCAAUGAGACUCAAGGAAGAAACAUGGUGAACUUCUUCAUUCUGCCCUUCCUCAGAAGAAACACAACCAGGUGA